Messenger RNA from Seriola dumerili (greater amberjack), 5021 nucleotides. It is a transcript of the gene arhgap5, whose product is annotated as Rho GTPase activating protein 5. The record is from RefSeq and is a predicted model, not a curated record. Lineage: Eukaryota; Metazoa; Chordata; Actinopteri; Carangiformes; Carangidae. Gene Ontology annotation, molecular function: GTP binding; GTPase activity. Gene Ontology annotation, biological process: signal transduction.
UACCACACCAACAACACCAAAAUACACUAAAAUACAGGCGUACCGUCCGUCUGGGACCACCGGGACCGAACCGUACACUGGACCCGCCUGUGGAUCUUGUCGGAGGACUCUAAUGACCGCGAUCUGUGGAUUGUAAAAAGGAGUUUUUUUGCCUUUUAAUGUGGGAAUGCUUUCUCCUCCUCUCCGUGGUAUGUGGAUCUGGGAGCGACCAUGUUAAUAGGCAGGUGAUAGAAGGAGAAGCCGGCUGCUUUCUCCCAGUGUGAAGAAGACCCAGGACAGAGUGGGAGGGGGAUUCACCGUGACCAAGGGGAAAUCAGGAUGAAAGUGCCUCUGUACCACUGAUGAGCAGAACUGGAAUGAUAUCUUGACCUUUUUUUCCUGGAAGUGACCAAGUCAGCGAUGAGCGGGGGGAUAUAAUGGCCAAGAACAAGGAUGCUCGCCCCCCGACAUUCGCCGUCAGUGUGGUUGGCCUCUCGGGGACGGAGAAAGAGAAGGGAAAUUGUGGCGUGGGCAAGUCCUGCCUGUGCAAUCGGUAUGUGCGUCCCGAUGCGGACAGCUACUACUCGGAGCACACCUCAGUGCUGAGCACAAUAGACUUUGGUGGACGUGUGGUUAACAAUGACCACUUUCUGUACUGGGGGGACGUGUCCCAUCGAGGGGACGACGGGCUGGACUGUAAAAUCCAAGUCAUUGAGCAAACGGAGUUCAUUGACGACCAGACGUUUCUUCCGCAUCGGAGCACGAACCUGCAGCCAUACACGAAACGGGCGGCGGCGACCAAGCUCCAGUCAGCUGAGAAGCUGAUGUACAUCUGCACGGACCAGCUGGGCCUCGAGCAGGACUUUGACCAGAAGCAGAUGCCUGAUGGGAAGCUGAACAUCGACGGCUUCGUGCUCUGCAUUGAUGUGAGCAAGGGUUGCAACAGGAAGUUUGAUGACCAAAUGAAGUUUGUCAACAGCCUCUACUCUCAAACCGUCAAGUCGAAGAAGCCCAUCGUCGUCGCCGCCACAAAAUGUGACGAGUGCGUGGACCAGCACCUGAGGGACCUGCAGGCCUUCGUCGCCAGCAAGAAGAACCUGCUGCUCAUCGAGACGUCGGCGCGCUCCAACGUCAAUGUGGAGAUCUGCUUCAACUCGCUCAUCCAGCAGCUGGACAAAACAAGGGGGAAACCAAAAACUGUGCCAUAUCUGGAGGCCUAUAAAAUCCAACGGCAGCUCGUUGCCUCGGUAACAGAUAGAUUUGACAAACUGAUGGUGCACACGGUGAGAGAUUACCAUACCACGUGGAAAACGGUGAUCAAUAAUAUGAAGGGCCAACCCGACUACGAUGAGUUCAUCACCUUGGAGGGCUCCAGGAAGGCACGCAGCAUAUUCACAAAGCACAUUGCACAACUGAAACAGGAGCACAUUAAGAGGAGGAGGGAGGAGUACCUGACCACAUUACCCAAAACCCUUAACAACAUCCUCAACAACCUGGAGGAGGUCGAACACCUCACCUGGCCCGAGGCGCAGAGUGUGAUCCGGAACCGGCCUGAUUUCCAGUACUGGUUUGUGGUUCUGGAACAGACGCCAUGGGAUGAGACGGACCACAUCGACAACAGCGACCGCAGGAUACCCUUUGACCUGCUCGACACGCCGGACGGUGAGAGGAUCUACCGGAACCACGUCCAGCACCUGCUGUCAGAGAAGAGACGGGUGGAGAUGAAGGAGAGGUUCAAGAGGACGCUGGAGAGGGUUCACUUUAUCAGCCCGGGGCAGCCGUGGGAGGAAGUAAUGUGUUUCGUCAUGGAGGACGAGGCCUACAAGUACAUCACAGAAUCAGAUAGGAGGGAUGUUUACUGUAGACACCAGCAGGAAAUAGUUGAAAGGGCCAAAGAGGAUUUUCAGGAAAUGCUUUUUGAGCACGCUGAGCUGUUCUAUGACUUGGAUCUGAACGCCACCCCCAGCUGCGACAAGAUGAGCGAAAUCCACAGUGUGCUGAACGAGGAGCCCAGAUACAGAGCGCUGCAGAAACUCGCCCCAGACAGAGAGUCUCUCCUCCUUAAACACAUCGGGUUUGUUUACCACCCCACCAAGGAGACGUGCCUGAGCGGGCAGAACUGUGUGGAUCUGAAAGUGGAGCAGGUUCUGGCAAACAGGCUGGUGCAGCUCGACCAUGGACGCUCUAAUCUCUACUAUAACAGUGCCAACAUCGAUAAGAUCAACCUCUGCCUCCUGGGAAGGGAGGGUCUCUCACAGGAACUAGCCAAUGAGAUCCGAGCUCAGUCCACAGACGACGAGUACACCCUCGACGGGAAAAUCUAUGAGCUGGAGCUUCUUCCCGUGGAUGUCAACUCCACGCUGCUCUUCAGCCACACGUGGGUCAAUACGUUCAAGCCGCACGGCUGCUUCUGUGUGUUCAACUCCAUAGAGUCUCUCAACUGUAUUGGAGACUGCAUAGGCAGGAUCAGAGCGGAGAUAGCACAGAGCAGGAGAGACAGAUUUGCUCAGCCGCUGCCGUUCAUUCUCAUCCUGGCAAAUCAGAGGGACAGUGUUUGCAAAAACAUCCCCAUCCUGAGGCACCAGGGCCAACAGUUGGCUAACAAGCUGCAGUGCACCUUCGUCGACAUCCCCUCUGGGGCCUUCCCACGUAAAUUCACAGAGUUCCAAAUUAAGCAGGGUCUCCGAGCUGUGCUGGAAGGGCUGAAGCAUAACUUUGAUGUCUUGGCCCCGCUGCCUUCUAUAAAAGACAUGUCAGAGACAGACCUGAGGAUAGUCAUGUGUGCUAUGUGCUGGGAUCCUUUCAGCGUCGACCUCAUCCUCUCACCUUUCCUGGACUCGCACUGCUGCAGCGCGGGGCAGCCGGGUCAGAGCAACACGCUGAUACUGGACAAGAUCAUCGGCGACAGCAGGAGGAGGAUCCAGGUCACCGUCCUCUCCUAUCACUCCGCGAUCGGCGUCCGCAAAGACGAGCUGGUGCACGGCUACAUUUUGGUCUACUCUGCCAAACGCAAGGCGUCCAUGGCGACGCUGCGGGCGUUCUUGGCCGAAGUCCAGGACGUGAUCCCCGUCCAGAUGGUGGCAAUCACAGACAGCCAGGCAGACUUCUUUGAGAAUGACGCCAUCAAGGAGCUGAUGACGGAGGGGGAGCACAUUGCCACAGAGAUUGCGGCCAAGUUCACAGCCCUGUACUCUCUGUCACAGUAUCAUCGGCAGACCGAGGUCUUCACGCCAUUCUUCAACGAGGUGCUGGAGAAGAAGCCGAGCAUCGAGAGCUCCUUCCUGUUUGACAGCUCGUCACGCGAGUGCACCACUGGUGCCAGUGAAGAUGUCUUCCCUACCUCGCCCCACAGCCAUUCCCCGGCCUACAACACUUAUUAUCCAGAAUCUGACGACGACAAUGAAGCCCCUCCCCCUUACAGUCCAAUAGGUGAUGACGUCCAGCUCCUCCCCACGCCAAGUGAGCGGGCCAAGUACCGCAUCGACCUAGAGGGGAACGAGUAUCCCGUCCAUAGCACACCUGUGGGAGACCAUGAACGCAACCACAAAGUGCCUCCACCUGUGCGGCCCAAACCUGUUCUCCCCAAGCCCAACGUCAAAAAGCUGGACCCCAACCUGCUCAAAACCAUCGAGGCCGGCAUGAGGAGUAACCGCAGGAUGCCGCGCGGCACAAUGACGCACAGCGAGGAUGUGGAGGCAUCGGACAACUAUGCAGACCCUGUGGACACCUUGCUCAGGUCCAGGGGCUUCCACAACGACGACAUAUACGCCGUGCCCGAGGACACGCACAGCCGUCUGGUCAAAAUAAGAAACUCCUUCGGCGGGUUACAUGGUCUCCACGGAGGAGGAGAGGAAGAGAACGGGUUCGACCGAAAGUCUCAGACCGGACGGCGGCCGUCAAAAUACAAACACCGUUCAAAGAUCCUCUUCAGUAAGACGAAGGCCUACCAAAGACGAUUCCACUCCGACAGCGACGGCGAGGAGUCUGGCCCUGCCACGCAGAAAAAGAAAAAGGGAAGAGCCCACCGGGGCAGCGAGGAGGACCCGCUGCUGUCCCCCGCCGACCCCUGGAAGGGCGGGAUAGAUAACCCUGCUAUCACCUCCGACCCUGAGCAGGAGGACAAGAAGAUGAAGAAGAAGAAGACGCCUAAAACACCAAAGGAACCAAAGAAGCCGAAAUCCUCCAAGCCCCCCAAGCCUCUGUACCCCCCCACCCGGAGAACCUGGGAGAGCAACUACUUCGGUGUUCCCCUGCAGAACCUGGUGACCCUGGAUCGACCCAUCCCCCUCUUUAUUGAGAAAUGCGUGGACUACAUUGAGCGCACAGGUCUGACGACAGAAGGUCUGUAUCGCGUCAGUGGGAACAAGACAGACCAGGACAACAUCCAGAAACAGUUUGAUCAAGAUCACAGCAUCGACUUCGUGGCGAUGGACGUGGCGGUGAACGCUGCUGCCGGCGCGCUGAAGGCUUUCUUCGCCGACCUGCCAGACCCGCUGAUCCCCUACAGCCUGCACCCAGAGCUGGUGGAGGCCGCAAAAAUUGUGGACUACAUUGAGCGUCUUCAGGUCCUGAGAGAAAUCGUGAAGAAGUUUCCCUCCGUUAACUACCAGGUCUUCAAGUACAUCAUCACACACCUCAACAGGGUGAGUCAGCACAGCAAGACCACGCUGAUGACGGCCGACAACCUGUCCAUCUGCUUCUGGCCCACGCUGAUGCGUCCCGACUUCGAGAACAAGGACACGCUGUCCACCACCCGGCUGAACCAGGCUGUCAUCGAGUCUUUCAUCGUGCAGAGCGACUACUUCUUCCACGGCGGCGAGGUGGCCGAGAGCUCCAGCAGCGAGGGCACGCCGCCGCCGCACGGCCACAACAUGGUGGAGGCCCUGCUGCCGCUGCCUCCCCCCCCCCUGCAGCCGCAACAGAUCCAACACAACCUGCCCCCCGACCCGCUCAUAUAAGAGCCAGAGGAGCUUUCUGGGAAGUCAAGUUAUCUGUGUGUGCUGCCAGCCGUCGCCCGGAGGUCGUCCUCUGCUUCACAACGC